CCCCUCCCUCUCCUCGCCGCUGUCCUCUUCUCUGCUGAACGCUGAUGUGUAACUAACGUCUGUCUGCAAUUCCAGAAAAAUGUUCAACCUCGGAUCAAAAUUGCUGUUGCUCUUUCUUUUGGCCUUUCCCUGCGGAUUGAUCUCCAUUGGCCACGCCUCCGCAGAGCCAGACUCUGCUGAGGACAUCGCUGAGGAUGCUGACGCUGCUGUAGACGAGGAGGAAGAUGAUGAAGAGGUUCUUGUUGAGGAAGAUCAGAUGCAAACCUCGGAGGGAGACGAAGACGAGACAGAUGAAGCUGCUGAUAAACUGGUGACUUCUCACCCUGAUGCCGACACAACCAUCCUCUUCACCACAGGAGAAGAGUUUCCUGCCAAUGAGAUUGUGAGGUUCCUGGUGGGUUUCUCCAACAAGGGGAGUCAGGAUUUCACUGUUCAGUCGCUGGAGGCUUCCUUCCGUUACCCCCAAGACUUCCAGUUCUACAUUCAGAAUUUCACAGCUUUGCCUCUGAACACUGUGGUGCAGCCUCAGGCUCAGGCUUCCUUUGAGUAUUCUUUCAUCCCCGCUCAGCCCAUGGCCGGUCGUCCUUUUGGUCUCGUUAUCCUCCUCAACUAUCUUGACCCCGAGGGUAACGGGUUCCAGACUGCCAUCUACAACCAGACUGUCACUAUCAUUGAGAAAGAAGAGGGUCUGGAUGGAGAAACGAUGUUCAUGUACGUGUUCCUGGUUGGACUGGUGGCUCUGAUGGUCUUUGCAAUGUACCAGGUCCUGGAGUCGAGGACGAAAAAGAGAAUCUCUGUGAAAAUAGAGAAGGGCACAGGUGGCAUCAAUGAUGUGGACAUCAGCUGGAUUCCUCAGGAGACUCUCAAUGUCAUGAACAAGGCCUCGCCGAAAACAUCUCCAAGGAAACGAACCAAGAGAGCAGCUGGAACGGAUCAAUAAAACUGUCCAUUUUCCAUUCGUCGUCAUACUGUCCAUCAGGCCAUCAAUUCAUUUCCUCACCACAGUAACCAGAUUCCCAUUCAUAAUGGAUUUCUGGAAUGAAAAUUUCAGCCCCGACCAGUCAGAUUAAGAUGUUUUAUAGAUGCCGGCCUCUCAGUUUGAUUUCCCUGCUGCAUCACGAGCAGAAAACACCCCAGACUCCACAGCUCUGCUCAGUGUGGCUGUUUAGACUCUAACUGGACUGAUCUGCAAUUCAUUUGUAAAUGUGUGUGUGUGUGUGUGUGUGUGCAAGCAUGUGUAUGUAUGUGAAACCAAUGAGUCAUUAAAGUGGUGGAACAAUAAAAAGGGAUGUGGCACAAAGUGGCACAAAGGGAAAGUUUAAAAACAUCCAUAAUUGAAUCAAAUGAUGUGUACUGUGUAAUGACUGUGACGCCCCCUGCAAACAAAAGUGAAAAUAGAUACAAGUGAUUCAAAGGUUUCCCACCGUUAAACCCUCCCCAGGUUUGUAAACCUUUGAGUUUCAUGUGUGAUUUAUGUUCUCUGGGGUCAACGGCAGCUGCAAGUACAACGUACGGCGUUAUAACUAACAGUGUUAGAACAGUGAGGCUCAGUGGAGCGUUUCACACUCAUGAGGAUCGUAAUAAUAAUAACAAUAAUAAUAAUAAUAAUAAUGGUGCAGUCUCUCAGGUUGCGUGACAUUAUUUUUGAUGAAAAAAUAAAAACCAUGAACAAA
Molecule: messenger RNA, 1673 nt
Organism: Solea senegalensis (Senegalese sole)
Lineage: Eukaryota; Metazoa; Chordata; Actinopteri; Pleuronectiformes; Soleidae
Product: translocon-associated protein subunit alpha-like
Exons: 9
Coding region: 80-940 (286 amino acids)
Cellular component (GO): endoplasmic reticulum; endoplasmic reticulum membrane
Source: RefSeq, a predicted model, not a curated record